Messenger RNA from Spodoptera exigua (beet armyworm), 889 nucleotides. The record is from the annotation of a GenBank genome assembly. NCBI's taxonomy places the organism in Eukaryota, Metazoa, Arthropoda, Insecta, Lepidoptera, Noctuidae.
CAAUCCUAAAAUAUUUCGCGAAAAUUUCAAGUUUCUUAAAAAGCCGUGCUUGUGCAAACAGUUACUAAUAAAACAAAGUACCUAACAAUUAUUUAUCACAAUGAAGACAGAUUUACCUUACGGUAUAAUUGCAAGCUCUAAGACCCGGGUACGUUGCCUAGUAUGUGGCGUACAUAUUCCUAAAGCGAAUAAAUGUAUCGAGCAGCACACAAACGGAGCAAAACAUAAGGAAAACAUUGAGUUAAUGAAUGAAAAUGCGAUAAGUUUUAGUAACGGAAAAAUAAACUGCAAUCUAUGUAAGCGAAUCUUACCUGAAGAAGAAUCGGUCACGCAUCACAUCGAAAGCGACGAUCAUGCAAACUUUAUGGCAGCGCUGGAAGAUCUCGUCGAUGGUGAGUUUAUCAGUUUGGACCCCUACCUGGCUUGCGAGAAGGACGAAGUACACUGCGAGGUGUGCAACAAAAAUAUUUACUGUUCCCUUAAAACAAUUCAAGAACAUGUCAAUGACUUAUACCACCGCUUCCAAAUCACUGAACGUCUGAAACCUCUAAAUGGCUUAUUCCCAGCAGCAAACAAUACUGAAGUCUGGUGCAAAGUCUGCAAGAUAUACAUACAGGAUAAUGUUUUAAGUGUCCUGGAUCAUAUUGAUGAAGAUGAAGAGCAUAUAGAAUGGUUUUCUGAAAUCGAAGAUCUGAUUGACAACCAGGAUGUUUCCAUUGAGCAUUACUUGACCAAUGAGCAUGAGGAAUGUGCAUUCUGCAAUAGGUGCCAGAUGGAUAUAGUGUGCAAUGCGCAGAGCAUCCAGAGCCACGUCCACAGUGAAGCACAUCUCAAUCAGUUUGGCUUAUAGGAUUACGCCUCCCGUUCUUACCGUAGUGGCUAGUUGGGU